Molecule: messenger RNA, 624 nt
Organism: Lichtheimia ornata
Lineage: Eukaryota; Fungi; Mucoromycota; Mucoromycetes; Mucorales; Lichtheimiaceae
Exons: 5
Coding region: 1-624 (207 amino acids)
Molecular function (GO): zinc ion binding; nucleic acid binding
Source: RefSeq, a predicted model, not a curated record
AUGUAUCGUACUGGUGCACGUCCAUCGUUUGGGGCAAAAGCAUCUCCGUCGACACGCUGCCAGAAAUGUCUACAAUAUGGUCAUUGGACGUAUGAAUGUAAAGGCAAUCGCACAUACAAAGCGAGGCCAACACGAACACAACAACUUACGCGCCCACUCAAAUUACAAGAGCCUGAUUUACCGGAAGAACUGCAGGAUAGAAAGGGGAUUGCUGAUAAAAUUCUUGCAAGGAAGAAGAAAGAGAAGAGAAAAAGAUACUCUUCCAGUAGUAGCAGCGAAAGUGACAGUGAAAGUGAAAGCGGCAGUGACAGUGAAAGCAGCAGCGACAGUGAUAGUUCACAAUCGAGUUUGUCUUCAUCAUCCUCCAACAGUGAAAGUGAUAGCAGCGACAGCUCUGCCCUAAGCAGUCGAAACAGACGUCGUAGACGGCGUUCGAUAUCAUCUUCGCCAUCGGCAGUAUCGAGACGAUCACCAGCACAUAAAAAAUAUCGACGCCGAGAUUCCGUAUCAAGCUCGACUAGCAGUAGCAGUAGCAGUAGCAGCCAUGAUCGCCAUGACAGCCGAAGAUCCUUAAGCCGUUCUAGCAGUGUCAGCAGCCUUGGCCGUCGUCCCUUCAGAAGAUAA